Molecule: messenger RNA, 7042 nt
Organism: Hyalella azteca
Lineage: Eukaryota; Metazoa; Arthropoda; Malacostraca; Amphipoda; Hyalellidae
Product: ryanodine receptor-like
Biological process (GO): calcium ion transmembrane transport
Cellular component (GO): calcium channel complex; smooth endoplasmic reticulum; sarcolemma
Molecular function (GO): ryanodine-sensitive calcium-release channel activity; protein binding
Source: RefSeq, a predicted model, not a curated record
GCUGCCAAGACGUGACGUGCUCAUUCUGCCUAAGGCGGGCGUGGAGUAGGGUUGUGUCGGUCUGUGCCGCGUUUUAUAUCGCGCUGCUGUGUGCCCAGCAGCACGAAAGGAUCGUUUGCGGGUGGUGCCAGCUUUUAAUCAGGAAAAAUAGCUGUGUUGUGUUUAGGAGCUUUCGGUGUUAGACUGGUUGUUAUUAUGUCAUGUUACAUAAUUAUAGUUGAAAAUUAGGAAGGAAUAGAUCAUAUUCAGCAUGGCUGAUAACGAAGGCUCAUCCGAGCAGGAUGACGUCUCAUUCCUCCGCACGGAGGACAUGGUGUGUCUCUCCUGCAACGCCACAGGCGAGAGGGUCUGCCUUGCCGCCGAAGGCUUCGGCAACCGCACUUGUUUCCUGGAGAACAUCACGGACAAGAACAGCCCGCCAGAUCUGUCGCAGUGCGUGUUUGUGAUCGAACAAGCGCUGUCGGUGCGGGCGCUUCAAGAGCUUGUCACCGCCGCGGCCAAUGAGUCGCAAGAGAGCGAAGGCGCAGGUAAAGGGACAGGGUCGGGACACCGCACGCUGCUCUACGGCAAUGCUGUGCUGCUGCACCACGAGAACUCCAGCAUGUACCUAGCAUGUCUCUCGACGAGCUCGUCCCGCGAUAAGCUGGCGUUCGACGUCGGUCUUCAGGAGCACUCGCAAGGCGAGUCCUGCUGGUGGACCAUCCACCCCGCCAGCAAGCAGCGGUCCGAGGGCGAGAAAGUUCGCGUGGGCGACGACCUCAUCUUAGUGUCGGUUGCUACAGAGCGAUAUUUGCAAGCGACGAAGGAGGACGACCAGAGCAUCGUCAACGCAUCGUUCCACGUCACGCAUUGGUCGGUGGCACCCUUUGGCACCGGCCUCUCCCGCCUCAAGUUUGUGGCGUGCGUGUUUGGAGGCGAGGUGCUGCGGUUCUUCCACGGCGGAGACGAAUGCCUCUCUAUACCGUCCACCUGGUCCGACCAACCCGGGCAGAACAUCGUGGUGUACGAGGGUGGCUCGGUGACAUCACAGGCUCGGUCGUUGUGGCGGCUGGAGCUCGCACGUACCAAGUGGGCGGGCGGCUACAUCAAUUGGUUCCACCCGAUGCGCCUGCGACACAUCACAACCGGCCGAUACCUGGGCAUCAACCAGCAGCAUGAGCUCGUCUUGCUGGAGAGAGACGAGGCGACGCUGGCAGCGACUGCGUUCUACCUGCGCGAGGAGAAGGACGACAACAAAGUAAUCCUCGAGGACAAGGAUCUGGAGGUGAUCGGCACGGCUCUCAUCAAGUAUGGUGACUCGACCGUCAUCGUGCAGCACAUCGAGACCGGACUCUGGCUCUCCUAUAGAGCGUUCGAGAUCAAGAAGAAGGGCGUGGGCAAGGUGGAGGUGAAGCAGGCCAUCCUGCAUGAGGAAGGCAAGAUGGACGACGGCCUGCAGUUCUACAGGAGCCAAGAGGAGGAGAGUAGGACUGCUAGGGUCAUCAGGAAGUGUUCGCACCUCUUCAACAACUUCAUCAAAUGCCUGGAUGAGAUGCAGAGCAGCCGACGCCACUCAGUGCUGCUACGCAACGUCAGCCUCAAGGAGAUGAUCAACUGCCUCGAGGACCUCAUCAACUACUUCGCCUACCCUUCCGAUGAGCUCGUUCACGAGGAGCGUCAAGUGUGCCUGCGCGCCCUACGCAACCGGCAGGAUCUGUUCCAAGAGGAAGGGAUCCUCAUCCUCAUCCUCGACGCCAUCGACAAGAUCACGAUCAUUGCGUCGCAGGGAUACAUGGUCGCCCUCGUGGGCGAGGAGUCCGGCCAAGACUGGGAGAUUAUUUCAGGUUACCUGUACCAACUUCUGGCUGCGGUCAUCAAGGGCAACCACACGAACUGCUCGAUAUUCGCUAACAGCCACCGCCUAAACUGGCUCUUCUCGCGCCUGGGCUCGGCAGGCGAGGGCACAGGCAUGCUUGAUGUGCUGCACUGUGUCCUCAUCGACUCUCCUGAAGCCCUCAACGUCAUGAAGGAGGAGCACAUUAAGGUGAUCAUCGCCCUACUGGAGAAGUACGGUCGGGACCCCAAAGUGCUAGACGUGUUGUGCUCGCUGUGCGUGGGCAACGGCACCGCCGUGCGCUCAUCUCAGAACAACAUUUGCGACUACCUCCUGCCGGGCAGGAACCUUCUCUUCCAGACGCAGCUGGUGGACCAUGUCUCCAGCGUGCGGCCUAACAUCUUCGUCGGACACGUGGAGGACUCAGCGAUGUACCAGAAGUAUUACUUCGAAGUCACCCUGGACCACAUCGAGCAAGUGUCACACCUGUCACCCCACCUGAGGAUUGGGUGGGCCAACACGUGUGGCUACGUCCCGUACCCUGGGGGCGGUGAGAAGUGGGGGGGCAACGGCGUGGGUGACGACCUCUACUCCUUCGGCUUCGAUGGGUGCAAUUUGUGGACGGGUGGGAGAGAGACAACUGUCAAUCCUAUAGAGUCGACUCCAUACAUCAAGAAGGGUGACGUCAUAGGCUGCGCACUGGAUCUGACCGUACCCGUCAUAACGUUCUACGUUAACGGGCGGCAGGUCAACGGAGCGUUCACAGGCUUCAACCUCGACGGGAUGUUCUUCCCUGUGAUCUCCGCUUCUGCUAAACUCAGCGCACGGUUCCUGCUGGGAGGCGAACACGGCCGCCUGAAAUACCCGCCGCCUGAGGCACACUCGCCUGUCAACGAGUGCCUCCUCCCCUACCAGACGCUGUCCAUCGACCCCUGCUUCUACUUCGGCGAGGUUCAUAAGGCCACCGUCGCGGGACCGCUCCUCGUCGAAGAUAACGUCGCCUUCGUCCCGCACCCGCUCGACACCAGCAACAUUAUGUUGCCUGGGUUCAUCGAGCAAGUGAGGGACAAGUUGGCCGAAAACAUCCACGAAAUGUGGGCGAUGAACAAGAUAGAGCAAGGCUGGGGCUACGGGGAGCGGCGUGACGACCUGCGACUUCUGCAUCCCUGCCUGACUUCCUUCGAGCAGCUCCCGCCCUCUGAGAAACGUUAUGAUGCCACCCUCGCUCUACAGACACUCAAGUGGGUCUAACUGGAGACACUUAAUGCCUCAAUGGACAAACCGCCCAGUCGCAUCCGCAGCGUGCGGCUCCCGAACGAUCCCUUCCUGCAGUCCAACGGCUACAAGCCGGCGCCCCUCGACCUCUCGCAGGUGUCGCUGACGAGUAAGCUCGAUGAGCUCGUCGAGCUGCUCGCCGAGAACACGCACAACAUUUGGGCGCGUGAACGCAUCCUGCAGGGCUGGACCUACGGUCUCAACGAGGAUCCUGACCUGCGCAGGUCACCACACCUGGUGACCUACUCACAUGUCGACGACAUUAUCAAGAAGGCCAACCGAGACACUGCGUCAGAGACCGUGCGCACCCUCCUCGUGUAUGGCUAUAUCCUCGAGCCGCCCUCUGGAGAGGCUACUGAAGGCGCUGAGGACCAGAAGAAGGGCAAGCGUGUAGAGUACCGCACCUACCGCCUGGAGAAGACCAACGCCGUGUCCAGCGGCAAGUGGUACUUCGAGAUGGAGGUGCUCACGGCAGGGCCGAUGCGGGUCGGCUGGGCCGGCACCAACUGUCCGCCUGGCAACGAGCUGGGCGCUGACGACAAGAGCUGGGCCUUUGAUGGACACUAUGAGGAGAAGUGUUACGCUGGCACAGCCGAGGCGUACGGUCAUCGGUGGGCCGUGGGCGACGUGGUUGGAGUUUGUCUAGAUCUCGUCGACAAAACCAUCAGUUUCUCCCUGAACGGUGAGCUCAUGAUGGACGCCAGCGGGUCCGAGACCGCCUUCAGUGACGUGCAAGGCGACGCUUUCGUGCCGGCCUGCACGCUGGGCGUCGGGCAGAAGGCUAAGUUCGCGUUCGGCCAGGACAUAACGCAACUCAGAUACUUCACCACCUACGGUCUGCAGGAGGGAUAUGAGCCUUUCUGUCCGACGUUCGAGAACAACGACGACAUCCUGGACUCUGCGGUGGAGGUGACGCGCAUCCCUGCAGGGUCCGACACGCCGCCCUGCCUCAAGAUCUCCUCCAAGAUGUUCGAGGCGUGUGAGAGAGCCAACUGGGAGUUCCUCAGGAUGUCCCUGCCUGUGGUCUGCUGUUCCGAGUUCAUCGACGAGGAGGAGAAGGAGCGUCGCUGGAACACGAUACGCAUCAGGCAGCACAGGAUCGUGCCGUCCGAGGCAGCGCAAAGCUCCUUGGCGCAGCCUGACAUGCACUCUUCGCUACUUGACUCUGGCUUCUCCAUGUCCGAUAUUAAAGACUUGCACCGAAGUUACCCCGAAGAAGGCGCAGAGGCAGACGAGAUGCUAAGCACCACCGGCAGCAAGACGGACGUCCCACUGGGCAAACGCGGCAAGCUCGGCAAAACGGGCAGCUUUGACGUCGGUGACGGCGGUGCUGAUGGCGAGCCUGGAAAAAUGCCGAAAGCGUCGAGCGAGAUGAACAUCGUCAGUAAGGGUCAGAACGCCGACACCGGCGAGAGAAAAAAGCGCGGCAAAUCUCCCUUCAGGUUCUUCAAGAAACGCGACCAGAGCGGUGAAGGUAGAAGCAAAGGACGUGUGACUGAGACUGGCACUCUCGACGUCCCAGGAGGAAAGAAAAGACAAACGUCCGUCCGCCUCGCCGGCGCUACCGACACUAAGCUCAUUCCGCCCUCCAUACCCGAGCGCGCCGGCGAAGGCCAUCAAGGCCAGCUGUUCGACGCCGAGUGUCUGAAGCUCAUCAACGAAUAUUUCUACGGCGUGCGCAUCUUCCCUGGUCAAGACCCGGCGCACGUGUACAUUGGCUGGGUCACGACCCAGUACCACAUACACGACACGGCCUUCGACCAGAGCAAAGUGCGCAGCGUGAUCGUGCAGGAGUACACGGAGGACGGCGACGUCAAAUCUGCCAUCGAGCGGCACAGCUGCUACAUGUUCCGUGCCGACGAACUCUUCUCUGAGGUGACGUCAGACGCGAGCGGCAAAGGCUCAUCACAAGGCAUGUUCAUCGGAUGCUUCAUUGACACAAGCACGGGCUUUAUCUCACUGCAGUGUGAGGGCAAGGCAACCCGCCACAAGUACCGCAUGGAGCCUGGCAUUAAGCUCUUCCCAGCCGUGUUCGUCGAGCCCACCAGCAAGGAGGUACUGCAAAUCGAGCUUGGUCGCACCCAGACAACUCUGCCGCUGAGCGCUGCGGUGUUGCAGAACAGCGAAAAACAUGUGGUACCACAAAUGCCACCGAGACUACGUCUUCAGGUACUGCAGCCUUACCAGUGGUGCAGGGUGCCCAACACUUCGCUCAGGAUACAUGCUCUCAAGCUCUCCGAUAUCAGAGGCUGGUCGAUGCUGGCUGAGGACUCGGUUCCUAUGCUUGCUCUCAACAUCCCUGAAGAGGAUCGGUCCAUUGACAUCCUGGAGCUCAUAGAGAACGAGAAGCUGCUCAACUUUCACUCCUACACCCUCGCUCUGUACUGUGCUAUGUGCUUCCAGAGCAACUACAGAGCUGCCCACACGCUCUGCCACCAUGUGGGACAGAACCAGCUGCUCUAUGCCAUCCAGUGUCCCUACAUGUCAGGUCCUUUGAGAAUGGGCUUCUACAAUCUCCUCAUCGCCCUCCACUUGGAGAGCUUCGCGUCGACAAUGGAGGUGACCCAGAACGAGUUCAUCGUGCCGCUCAGCAACGACCUCAAGGACCUGUACGCGGACCCCGCCAUGGGCAACUCCAUGUCUGCCACGCGCACCGAGAGUGUCCGGCCCAUCAUGGUCAUGUGUGACAUACAGGACAACAUAGACACCAUCAAGGGUCUGUCAUCCCCCGACUUCCCCCUGGACGAGGUGCGGGAGUUUGUCAUGCAGGCGCUGUCUGAUGCCGUCAAGUCCAACCAAGUGGCCAACCGCGACCCCAUCGGCGGCUCCAACGAAAACUUAUUUGUGCCGCUGCUGAAACUAGUGGACAAUCUCCUGCUGGUGGGCUGCAUGCAGGAUGACGACCUCUGCAAGCUCCUCAUCAUGAUAGAUCCUGAGACCUGGGAUCCUGACUUCGACAAAGAAGGCGCAGACGAGAACCGCAAAGGGCUGCUUAACAUGGACAUCGCUGAGGGGGUGAAGCUGCAACUCUGCUGUGUCCUGCAUCAUCUCAUGGACCUGCAGCUCCGGCACAGAGUAGAAUCAAUCAUCACCUACGCUCAAGACUACGUAGGCGAGAUUCAGGCCGAUCAGCUUCGUCGCUACAUCGAAAUCAAACAGUCCGACCUGCCGUCCGCCGUGGCAGCCAAGAAAACAAAAGAAUUCCGUUGUCCUCCACGGGAGCAGAUGAAUGCUAUCUUGGCGUUCAAGAACCUCUCUGAAGAGGAGCUCGAAGAGGCGCCGUGUGGUGAAGACCUCAAGACCAAACUACUCGCCUUCCACGCGCAUCUCAUGGAGAAGACUAAGAUCCCUGGCGGCAAAGGAGACGAUGGAUGCUCUAAGGAUGCUGACUCCGAGAAGCCGAGUGUUUUCUCGCGGAUGUUGAGCUUCCUGAAGGCAGCGAAAGAAGAAGAAGUCCCUGCCGAAGAGGCGGAGGCCGAGAGCAACGACCCGGCCGACAAGCUGAAGAAAGUUCUGGUGAACACAAUCGUGCGCUGGGCCAGCGAGACCUUCAUUGAGAACCCCAUACUGAUCCGGGAGAUGUUCAGCCUGCUGCUGCGUCAGUACAACGCCGUGGGCGAGCUCAUGCUUGCUCUGGCCAAGACGUACGCCAUCAGCAGCAUGACCAAACGCGACGUAACUUUCAUGUGGCAGUGCUUGAGUAAAAUCAGGGCGUUGCUACCCGUACAAAUGUCGCAGGAGGAGGAGGAACUCAUGAGGCAGCUUCUAUGGCGUUUAGUGAACAACCACAUCUUCUUCCAACACCCCGACCUGAUCCGCAUCCUGCGGGUGCACGAGAACGUCAUGGCGGUGAUGAUGAAUAUGUUGGGGCGACGUGCCCAGGCCCAGAACGAGACCCAGGUCGCCGAGGGCGCCGCCGCUGCUGCCGAGGCUGUGGGCGCCAGCAAGGAGAAG